Molecule: messenger RNA, 765 nt
Organism: Guillardia theta CCMP2712
Lineage: Eukaryota; Cryptophyceae; Pyrenomonadales; Geminigeraceae
Exons: 6
Coding region: 1-765 (254 amino acids)
Biological process (GO): protein phosphorylation
Molecular function (GO): ATP binding; protein kinase activity
Source: RefSeq, a predicted model, not a curated record
AUGAGUUUGAAGUUCAGUCAGUCAGUCUCUUGUGGCUCUGCAAUACCUGCUCCUGAUGCGGCUCCCCCUCAGUUUCUGAGCCAUGGCGCACAAGCGUUCAUCUACACUGGGCGAUGCAACAAGGGGAAGGCGAGUGGGAGGAGGGUUGCGAUCAAAGUGCAAGAGAGGAGGCCGAAGACGAGCUACCAGGUCACCACUGAGUAUUACGUGCUAUCAAAGCUCAAGGGGUCGAGCCCCAGACUCUUCCUGCAAGAGCCGCUGGCCUAUGGCUGCCAUGAGGACCGGUGCUACAUCCUCGUCACGGGCAUGCUGGGCCCCAACAUGCUCUCGCUGCUCCCCGCGUCGAAGAGAAUGCCGGCGAGGCAGGUGCUGCUGCUGGCCUACCAGGGGCUGGGGCUGCUGGAGGAGCUGCAUGCGGCCAUGUACGUGCACCGAGACAUCAAGCCCGAGAACCUCGUACUUGGAGGCGAGGGACUGGAGAAUCAGCUUCACCUCAUCGACUUCGGUACAGCUGAGGCGCUGGUGGACCUCGCGGGGAGGCGAAGGUUGCAGGCACAGGCAGCGGAAGGGACUCCGGCCUACAUGGCGACGACGGUGCACAAGAAGGAGCCGCUGAGCAAGCGAGACGACGUGGAGGCACUGCUGUGGACGCUGCUGCGGCUGUACCUGGGGGAGCUGCCGUGGGAAAGGCUGGGAGGGAAGCAGCAGGGGGAGGAGAUGCCUGGCAGGGGAGCGAUGAGCAUCGACAAGGCCAGCUGGAGGUAG